Molecule: messenger RNA, 1218 nt
Organism: Zophobas morio
Lineage: Eukaryota; Metazoa; Arthropoda; Insecta; Coleoptera; Tenebrionidae
Exons: 4
Coding region: 144-1178 (344 amino acids)
Source: RefSeq, a predicted model, not a curated record
UCCCGGUGCUCGCUUCUCGCUUUUCCUGUGCUAUAGUUGUGUCGUCUGAAGGCGUGUGCUACGGCUUUUCACUCUGUUUAAAAAUGUCCUUUUUUUAAUACUUAUUUGGUCACUCAAACUUUCCUAUAAUUUAAAACAAGUUAAUGUCUUACAAUCCCUACGCUGCUCUUGCAGAGAAUAGUUCUGUUUUAAAGGCCCCUUCUCCAGUUGUGUCUGCAAAGCAUAAUACUGCUAGCAAAGUUAGUCCCGCUUUAAAACAGCAAGCUUCUGCUGUUGAAAAAACUAAACCGGUGACAAGAGCGAAUUUUCGUUCUGCUAGGAAUAUAGCCCCUCAAAACCAUUCUACUCUAGAACGACCAGGCGAAAGAAAAAAACCCGUUAAUAAUAAAUUCCAGAAGGGACCUUCAACCUUUAGACAUAAUAAAAACACUGACAGAUUCGCAAACAAUAUACCACUUCCUAAUGAAUUGAAUGAUGCAACAAAACCUUCAGGCAGAUUGAGCCCGGAACAACUGGACAAAACUUCGGGUGAUGUAAUUGGUGAUCUUACGGAGGAAGCGCUACGUUCUAAGGAACUAAAUAGGCGCCCAUACAGGCCCCGCAAUCGAGGAGUUGAGGUGAAAGAAAGACAUUCAAGAGGAGGGCCUGGCACUGGUAUGAAAGAGUACGCUAAACGAGGUGGCGCCCGUCGCGGGGAUUGGGGUAGGAAUGACGAUCCGGCCCUUCAGCAAGGAGAUAGUCUCAGCCAGCCGGAUGCCACCCCCAACGUACCUUCUUUGCCAAGGGGUUUGCCUGAAAGGCCUGCAGAGGCUGAGGGCCAAACGUUAACUUUGGCAGAGUACAAGGCGAAGCUUGCCUCUAGGAAGGUUGCUAAGGGUGCUCCCGGCGUAGGAGAGCUGAACCCGGAUACAGAGCCUCAGGCGCUCCAGGGAAGCCCCCAGAGCCAAGCAGACGCAAGCUCCUAUACUAAGCAGCGAAAGGAAAGACUCAGAAGGGAUCCUAAAAGAGAAAAUGUGGAGGCGUCCUUCUCUGUUCGACCCGAAAGCAAGGGGACCCAAGGGAGGCGCCCCCGGGGACCGAGACCUCACCGCAGAGAGUUGAAUACCAACAGCAGGGUUGUCAGCAAGAGCCCGGAAGCCCCCGACGUGGAGUGCUCUGUUGCCUUCCCUACCCUAUAAAUCUUGGUGGUGAUCUUAGCUUGCACUGUACUCAAUAAAA